This is a messenger RNA of Lathyrus oleraceus (garden pea), 375 nucleotides long. RefSeq names its product secreted RxLR effector protein 161-like. Bases 1 to 375 code for a protein of 124 amino acids. The record is from RefSeq and is a predicted model, not a curated record. The transcript is spliced from 2 exons. Lineage: Eukaryota; Viridiplantae; Streptophyta; Magnoliopsida; Fabales; Fabaceae.
AUGCAAGAUGUCAAGACUCAUAUUCAUCCUAUAUGUAUCAUUCAGAAGGAUGCGGCAAGUGCUAAGGUAGAGAAAAAGGUAUACAGAGAUCCUAGAGAAUCCCACUUAACAGCUGUGAAGAGGAUCUUCAGAUAUCUGAAAGGUAUAAUUAACCUUGGAUUGUAUUAUAGAAAAUCUAAAGAUUAUAAGCUAGUGGGUUAUUGUGAUAUUGAUUAUGUUGGAGACAGACUUGAGAGGAAAAGAACUUCUGGGAGCUCACAGUUUUUGGGAGACAACCUAAUCUCAUGGUCUAGCAAGAGGCAAUCAACAAUAGCACUAUCAACUACUGAAGUUGAAUACAUUUCAGCUUCUGGAUGCAACACUCAGAUGCUCUAG